ACGUUUCAUUGAAGAUCGAAAGUUUCGGAAUUUGCGCAACAAUUAUCAUUCGCAACGAUCAUAAAUGCGCGUGAUAUUUCUCGUUUUCAAUGUCUUCCGUCGCUGUUUUAAAACAUUACAGAAAGUUAGCAACGAAAGAAACCUGUCUCGCGAACAAGGAAUCGCGAAUGUAAGGAGGCGAAGUGAGAGAGAGAACGUCACACAUGGUAUCCUACGAGAAUUUUCUCUCACGUGGGUUGCGUGAACGGCCAGUAUCAAACAAGCGAACGUGUCGAAUGUCGAGAAUAAGACGAGUGGAGUAGCGUGUGGAGAGAGAGGAUACAGAGCGCACGCAGACGUGAAAAGGACGGAAGGAGGCGAGAGAGAGAGAGAGAGAGAGAGAGCGAAACGAGCGAGUCAAUGAGUGCGGAACACACGAACAGCAGUGCGCGGAGCAUAUAUGUAGCUUUAUCUGUGUUGUCUUUCGUUGUUGUCCGCAUUAUGCGCCGCUGAGUGAAUUGUCAAGUGAAAUCAGAAAUGGCUGCCAGCGAGCAACAACGUAAGGAAUCACGUGAAAGCCGGGAACCAGCCCAUCAUGCAAGACGUCCUAUGAAUGCAUUUCUGAUUUUUUGUAAAAGACAUCGCGGCUCGGUGCGAUCUGGCUUUCCACAUUUAGAAAAUAGAGCAGUCACUAGGGUCUUGGGAGAGUGGUGGGCGACCCUUCAUCCUGAUCAGAAGCGUUCCUACACAAAUCUUGCACAGGAGUACAAGGAUGCAUUUUUAAAUGCGAACCCUGACUUCAAAUGGUACAAAUUACCAGCACCUCCAUUACGUACUUUAAAUACUAGGCCUACCAACAAGAAACAAGAGUCCAGUAGUGGCAUGCAAUUUAUAGAUAGUGUCAAAUCUGAAUAUGAGUCUUCCGAUUGUACAAAAUCAGACAGACGGGAUGGACAAUCAAUCCAACCAGGCAAAUUAGCAGAUGAAUCACAGAUUGGUGGACUCAGUUCUCUCUUUACUCCUCAGAAGAUAGAAACAUCUGAAGAACAGACAACAAUUAAUGAUAUGAUCGAAAAUGAUACUGUUCCAAAACCACCAAAAAAGAGAUACACAGAAUCACCUUUCCAAAAUGAUCAGAAAAGAGACUGCAAGGUAGAUCUUUUUGGUGAAAAGAAGAGAAAAAGAGCAGAAUCAAAUAACAACGAACAACAUGAAAUGGUCAUAGAAGAUGAAAAACAUGCAAUAAAUUCCUUUGUUACAACACAGACACAAUCAGAGGAGAAUAAUUGUCGUAGCGAAAGAACAUGUAAAGGUUUACGUUAUCAGAAAUUCCUUGCUGAGCAGAUUAAAAAUAUCGGCCCAUCUGGCCAACAAAGCAAACGGAAACGAACAGCUGGAAGCAAUGGAUCUGAUGAACAUCCAAAUGAAAGAAGAAAUUCCAUUUCUUCAAAUGUCAGUGAAAAGACCGAUUCCUUAAGCAGUGAGGGAGGAAACAGCUCUCGAGGGGAGCUAGAACAUCUUGUAGAAAGUGCUGAAGAAAAAAUGGAGGCUUCCAAACCUGAAGAUACAGAAACUGAAGGAGCUGAAGAUCAAGUAGAUUACGGACCUUGGACGGCACGUAAAAGAUUUCGUGCCGAGGAUUUUAAUUUGGAAAAGAAGAUUGAGGCACUGCCGUCUUUGAGUUUAGAGGAAUUUCAAGAAAAGAAAAAACAGCAACGUACGAAAAAAAAGAAAAUUCUGCAAAAGUUUAAUUCUUCAGCAAAUAAAAGACAUCAAAAUAAUAAUCCAUCUACUAAUGAUCAAAUAAACAGUCAAACUCAAAGAGUAAGUACGAUAAAUGAGAAUAGUGAAGAUUCAGAGAAAGCCCAUCUUGUUGGAAGUCAAAAACGAAAAGCUCGAAAGCAAACUAUUACGCGGAAUGCUGCGGCAAUAAAUUCCACCAAACAUUCUGAUGAUCAAGAAUCAAAUAAAUCUUGGUGCGCAUCUCCAGAUCUUGAAGCUUUAGCAUGUCUUGCAACAGUUGCCGCCAACAGAACGAAACUUACCAAAAAUAACAUUUAAUUAUCCAUUAAUGAUAUGUAAGAUUGCACUAUAAAAACCAAAACUUUAUUAAAUUUUUUUCCAUGUAAUUUCCUAUUACUGGGAAACACAUACUUUUCCAAGUGCUGUUAUAAACGAUACUAUUAUGGUAUCGAUAACAAUGAUUAUUGUUAGUAUCUUUAUUGUUAAUCUUUACUAUUACAGAUAUUAUAUAUAUAUAUGUAUACAUUACGACUAUUAUUGACUAUAGAUUAUUCCAUUAUUUGGUAUAUGAGAAAGAUGUUUUUUUCUUUUUUUAUUGAGAAUAAUAGUUGUAUUUUGAAAAGAUAGAAAAAUGAAAGAUAUAUAUUUUUUGUAUAAUUUUUCGCCAAUUUAUAAUUUUGUAUAAUAUUCCGCUAAUAAUUAUGAUUUUUUAAUUCCGUUCCGUUUUUUAUUUAUGGUUUGGAAAAAGUAAAUUUUAUUUAUGUGAUUUAUUGUUGUAUAUAAAAUAGUUGAAUUAUUUAAUAUAUGAUAAUUGAUUAUUUUUUAAUGCAAAGUAAAUAUUUUAUCAUAAUUAAAUUUUAAAUAUCUUAAUAGCUUUUUUUUCUACAUCAGACUUUUUAAAAUCUUCAAAUUCUAUGAAUCAUGAUAAUAUCAACAAUAAUCUGAUUAAACAUAAAGCUGUCUAUGAUUAUGUGAAGAUGAAUUGAGUUAAUUAAGUAAAACAUAAUAUAAACAUGCAAAGAUCUAUAUCAUUUUUUAUAAAAUUGAUCAUUUUUUGUUUUAAUUUCAUACAAUAUAGUUUGUUUUCUUUCAUACAAAAUCGUAUAUGCAAAUUGGCAUGAUUAUAUAUAAGUUAGUAACUCCAUUAUAUCUGGAGCUUUUAUGCAAACUAUAACUUUUAGGAGAACUUCUCAUCGUCAUUUCUGAUAAUGUGUGUACAGGCGUACACGAAAAUAUAUUUUAUCUUAUAUUUUAUUAUAUAUUUUACAGGCGUAUGAUGUGUACAUAGGUAUAGGUGCAGUAUUAUAUACAAUUAUAAAGUGAAAUAUCCUUUGCAACACGAUUUAAACAUCAAAAGGGUAUAAUCAAAA
This is a messenger RNA of Cataglyphis hispanica, 3092 nucleotides long. It is a transcript of the gene bbx, whose product is annotated as transcriptional regulator ATRX homolog. The coding region runs from base 517 to 2040 and encodes 507 amino acids. The transcript is spliced from 8 exons. Gene Ontology annotation, biological process: regulation of transcription by RNA polymerase II. Lineage: Eukaryota; Metazoa; Arthropoda; Insecta; Hymenoptera; Formicidae. Gene Ontology annotation, molecular function: RNA polymerase II transcription regulatory region sequence-specific DNA binding; DNA-binding transcription factor activity, RNA polymerase II-specific. The record is from RefSeq and is a predicted model, not a curated record. Gene Ontology annotation, cellular component: nucleus.